UCAUAUCACAAACGUUGGAAAUUACUGCACUGAGCCCUUCAAAUUCACUCAGGGGACUGACUGGUCCCUUCAAGUUCACUCAGGGGACUGCCCCUUCAAAUUCAAAUUCGUUCAGGGUACUGACUGGCUCCUUUAAACUCAUCCAACGACCUCCAACAUUAUCACUUAUUACUUCGCUGACACACGGCCUCCUCCCAGUGAUUUAUUAAAAAUCGUUUGAAUGCACGAGCGUGCAGUAAAUUUUGUUUCCCAAAGAAGGAUGGGAACAUUUCACAAAUGGCAACUGGAGUGCGUCUGAAUGAAUUAUACCGCAUUGUGUUAGAGCUUUUCCUUUUGUGUUAUUAUUUAUACGUGCUCAUUCAAUUGUUGUUUUCAAAUGCCUAAACAUAUAAAUAUUCCGGGUAUAUAUACAUUUGCUGUUCUAUUAUAUUUUUAAAUAGAUGCUUGUCAAUGUACAUACACUGUAUAUAUAUAUAUAUGUAUAUAUAUAUAUUCACUUAUUUACAUAUAUGUAAUACAUACAGAUACAUUACAUUCGUGAUAUACAUACAUAAUACACCUACACAUACGAACUUGCAUAAAUAUUACAUAUAUGCAUGCAUACAUAUACACGUUUGUACACGGUUACUCGGACACAUGCAUACAUAUAUGCAUUAUUAGUGCAUGCAUGCAUACAUACACAGACAUGAAAACAUGCACACGUAAGUUUACGCGUUAAGUAUACACGCGCGGUGCAUGGAUGCCUAACAGCCAUGGAAGGCGCGAAUGCGUGCACAUCACCUCGUAGCACCAUUGGUAGCGCCCAUGUUGGUUAUGAGCUUCGGACGUGCAGUGUUCAAACCGGCUCGUCGUGCAAUAACUACAAAAAAGACGUGGCACUUCCAGCGUCUGAGCUAACUUGCCGGUCAAGAUUGCUCAUCAAAUCAGCCACCCGCCAAUAUUUGUACACAAGUCAGAUAUGUAUUUUCGUAUGGGCAAAAUGGACUAUAGCCCAGGGCGGCAAAUUUAGGUGGCAGCAAAUUUUGGAAAUAGCCAAAAUCUACGAAUCAUGGGCAGAACAUGUUACAAGUGUAAGAGAGGACUUUGACAUUUAUGAAAAUGGAGCUUUUGUAGUAAAGACUGGAAUCACUGAAUACAAAGAGACGACUACAAGAAAAAUGAAAAGAAAAAUUCUAAAAGGAGAGUAUUUAUUGAAGUAUGAAUGGUUGUUGAAAAACAAGCGAUGCCCACGAAACAGAGGAGGGCAGCGUUAUAGUGAUAGCCUAUGGACGGCAGAUUAUCAAAUCCGCCUCUGA
Helobdella robusta is the source of this 1295-nucleotide messenger RNA. RefSeq lists its product as hypothetical. The transcript is spliced from 5 exons. The record is from RefSeq and is a predicted model, not a curated record. Bases 753 to 1295 code for a protein of 180 amino acids. Lineage: Eukaryota; Metazoa; Annelida; Clitellata; Rhynchobdellida; Glossiphoniidae.